Molecule: messenger RNA, 1702 nt
Organism: Tarenaya hassleriana
Lineage: Eukaryota; Viridiplantae; Streptophyta; Magnoliopsida; Brassicales; Cleomaceae
Product: G-box-binding factor 1
Exons: 12
Coding region: 453-1475 (340 amino acids)
Biological process (GO): regulation of DNA-templated transcription
Cellular component (GO): nucleus
Molecular function (GO): sequence-specific DNA binding; DNA-binding transcription factor activity
Source: RefSeq, a predicted model, not a curated record
UUAUCCAGUAACACGUGUACACCUGGAUUCUCUCCCUCGCACGUGUCGUCCCCUCCAAACCCUAAUCCCCCAAAGACGUUCCUCUCUCUCUAUCCCUCCUCCUAUCGGACUUCGCCACACCAGAUCGCAGAAUCUCAUCCUCUCUUCCUUUUUUUUCCAUCAUCUGUUUUUUUUUUCCGGCGAGAUCCGUUGAAUCAGUGAGAAUCCGGUCGAAGAAAUUCAACGGGAGUUGGUCUGUUUUUUUUUCUGUUCUUCGAUCUCCGACGGAAUUUGUGGGCCGUCUGAUCUGUCGAAGUGGAGGAGGACGUGUCUUGGAUCUUUUAUUUUGUCUCUCUGCAUCUUUGUCGCAUCCUAGCUGGACUUCCACCUCAUGCCAUGAGAGCUGGUGUAUCGUAGAUCCUCUGUUCAAGUUGUCUUUCUUUAGUGUAAUAAGCAAAACCAUCUCAUAAACAAUGAGUACUGGCAAGGAAAGCACGCCUUCAAAGCCUUCGAAACCACCAUCUUCAACUCAGGAAGUACCUUCCACGCCAUAUCCAGACUGGACAAGCUCAAUGCAGGCCUACUAUGGAGCUGGGGGUACUCCACCUCCUUUUUUCCCAUCGCCUGUUGCAUCUCCAAGUCCUCACCCAUAUAUGUGGGGUGGCCAGCAUCCUAUGAUGCCACCUUAUGGGACUCCAGUUCCGUACCCAGCUAUGUAUCCGCCCGGCGGAGUCUAUGCCCAUCCUAGUAUGCCAAUGGUACAUAAUUCUGCUCCGGCUAACAUCGAGAAUGUUGUGAAAGACCAAGCUUCUGCCAAGAAAUCAAAGGGGGAUCAGAAAGGAAAGGGUGAAGGAGGUGAGAAGGCGGCUUCUGGUUCAGGCAACGAUGGUGUGUCCCAAAGCGAUGAAAGUGCAACAGAGGGUUCGUCUGAUGGAAAUGGCGAGAAUGCUAACCAACAGGAGCAAGGUUCUAGCAGAAAGGGAAGAUUUGAACAGAUGCUGGCAGAUGUUUCCUUAGCAGCGAGUUCUCAGAAUAAAACUACUGGUGCAGUCCAAGGUUCGAUGCCCAUGAAGCCGGUUGCCCCAGCGACUAAUCUUAAUAUCGGGAUGGACUUAUGGUCUUCUGGAGGAGCUGCAAAGAUGAGACCAAAUACUUCUGGUGCCAUUGGUGUUGCCUCCGAGCAAUGGACAGAUGAACGAGAACUCAAGAGGCAGAAAAGGAAGCAAUCUAACCGCGAAUCUGCAAGGAGAUCGAGAUUAAGAAAGCAGGCGGAAUGCGAGCAGCUUCAACAGAGAGUAGAAAGCUUGACGAAUGAGAAUCACGGCCUGAGAGAAGAGCUUCAAAGGCUCUCUGAGGAAUGCGAGAAGCUUAAGACGGAAAACAACUCCAUCAAGGACGAGUUGACAAGAUUGUGUGGACCCGAGGCUGUAGCUAAUCUAGAACAGACUGCCAUGUCUGGAGGAGCAAGUGUUACUAAGGACAGUGAAGCAAAAUAGCUAACAGUAUCCAAGUAACAACACAUAGCUUAUGGGAUCAUUGGGAAUUCUCACAAGUAGUACGGUUCUUCUGUGUUAUACACUAUACAGUCUUUGACCCUUUUUAAUUUGUAGACGUAGCAGCAUCGAUCCAACAGAUUAAACUCGAAAACACCAAACUGUUGUAUGAUUAGAGGGACAUUAGAUAUUUACCGAAUAGGAAUCCAUCAGUCUUCAUGUUCGGAUUC